This is a messenger RNA of Gigantopelta aegis, 1762 nucleotides long. RefSeq lists its product as uncharacterized. Bases 199 to 1554 code for a protein of 451 amino acids. Lineage: Eukaryota; Metazoa; Mollusca; Gastropoda; Neomphalida; Peltospiridae. The record is from RefSeq and is a predicted model, not a curated record. The transcript has a single exon.
AUAAUGUGAGGGGCGUGGUUUCCUGUAGUUAACUGGCUACAGUGACUAUUAUUAUGUUGUUCAAGACCUGAAGUGAGAUGACAAAUUCUAGUCGGGUUCAUUGGUUGAAAAUUUAAUCCCGCAAUUUCGGUAACUUCGUGCUGAGUUGGGUUUGUUUUGUUGUUGUUGUUGUUUUGACGCCUGAACAAUUUAAACGCGAUGGGGGAUAAGAACCCAACGCCAAAGAUAGAAGACCAUUACCUUGGACCCCUUCCGUAUUUUGAAUCAUUAGGGCUUUCAUGUGUCAGUCAUAACCGACAUAAAUUUACUAUACUAGAAAAUGAAAUUGAAAUCAAGUUGAAAGCGAAGAAGCCAGUCAAGAUUACCACGCAAAUGAUCAAUGUCAGCGACGACGGGAAAAACGUGUCCGAAUACAUUUUCACGCAAAGGAAAGGUGAAAUCAUCUACUUCAUGAUUAACUUCCCCGAAUGUGGCAUUUACAAGUUUGAGGUAUAUGCUCUGAGCGCAAACGACAAACACAAAGCAAUGCAUAAUGUGUUUGGCUAUCUGAUCACAGUGGACCAGGCAACAAAAACUGUUCAUGAGUUCCCCAAGCAGUACACUCAGUGGGACGACGGCUGCUUCUUGUACAAACCACUCGUCCUCGACUCAACCUCUUAUCUCGAAAAUGUCGACUUCAAGGUCUACAUCCCCAAUGCGAAACAGGUGGCGGUCGUUGUUAACUGCAACGAAUGGCACCCUUUGGAAUUAAAGGGAGAGAACUUCGAGGGCUCGGUUACUCUGAGAAGCACAGACGACAAUGUGAGGAUAAGUGCUAAUUACGAUGAGAGUACCACAUAUGCAACUCUCUUGGAGUACAUAAUUUCUGAUGCGGAAAAGACGGAUGACCCAUGGCCACUGGUAGAAGGCAACUAUCUUGGGUCCCUGGGAAACUUUACUAAAUUCGGGUUUGUAACCGACAGUCAUAAGACAGAGAAAUUUUCUACAUCCAAGAAUGAAUGCGAAAUCAAGAUGAAAACGAAGAAGGAUGUCAGAACCAAAGCGCUGUUAAUCGAUUGCGCUGACCAAUCGAAAGAAAUGUCCCAUUGCGUUUUCACGCAAAGGAAGGAUGACACCAUUUUCUACAACAUCAUCUUCCCCAAAUCUGGCUUCUACAAGUUUGAAAUAUUUGCUCUGCCCGCAUCCGAUGAAAGUAAGUCUUUGAUAAACGUUUUUAAUUAUUUGAUCAAAGCUACCGGAGAGACAAAAGAGGGAUAUGGCUACCCCAAGCAGUACACCCAGUGGGAAGGCGGCUGCUACCUGUACGAACCACUCGUCCUCAACUCGUCCUCUGAUCUCAAAAACGUCAGCUUCAAGGUUCAUAUCCCCAAAGCGAAAGCGGUGGCGAUCAUUGUUGACGGCAAAGAAUGGCACUAUUUGGAAUUAAAGGGAGAGAACUUUGAGGGCACGGUUGAUCUGGAAGCCUGCCGACACAAAGGGGUCGGGGUCAUGUUAGAUGCUAACUUUGGAGAAGAGAGUGACACGUAUCAAAGGCUCCUGGAGUACAAGAUUUAAAGAUCGAUGCUGCCUUUUGUUUAAAAAGAAAAAGGAAAAAAAAAAAACAUUCGUGGCAUAAACGUUUGCAUACAGCUGUUAUAUUUUUAUUUACGUUAACUUUCUAACUUUUUUUUAAUUACUUUUUUUUAUCAAGUAUUCGGCCUUGUUAGGAAUUUCUGAGACUCGCCAUAUUUGUAAUUGUAAGAAAUAUAUAUUAUUAUUAUUA